AGUUCACAGCGUGGCGCUGUGCUAGUCUGCUGGGCUGGCACCAGACUGAUGAAUACUUAUCACUAGUUGCAUGGCCGCAAUGUUGUGUUGUGAAAUUGAGCAUCGUCAGUCGUGUUAGGUUAUUUGUUUUUAAAGAAAAUUGUAGAUAUACGCAGUUAAAAUGUCAAAUGAUAAAUCUGCCAUGGAUGUGGAUUAUCAAAGCGAGGACGGAGAAAUCAGGAAGAGUCCGGAUAACUUUUCGGAAGAAGAAGGCGCAGACACGGCGGACUCCCUGGAGAUCAAACCGCCGCAGGCGGUAGUGCGGCAUCGUAAAACGACUUCGCACAGAAGAGACAAACACUCGGACAGAAGUGGUAUUGGUGGUGGCAGUGGAAGUGAUCGCAGCAGAGAUGACAAGGAGAGGAAGUCCAGGCAUCAUGAACGAGGGGAAGAAAGCAGACACAGGGACAAACACAGUCGACAUCGUAGGCAUGAGAUGGAUGUGGUGGUGGAAAAGUCCAGGAGGUCUGAUCCUUCCAAAAGAGACAGAGAAUCCUCCAGGCAUGAAAGAAAGGAAAGGAGCACCGGUGAUCGAGUGCUGGAGGACUUGCGAGAAAGUAACUUUGGUCGUACCAAUUCUAGCAACAAUCAAAGCAGAAUGACCAGCAGGCUACUGGACAAGCGACGGGAGAGGCGCGAGGAGCCACCACGCGAGUACAAAAUGGAUACGUCUUCGUCAUCCAGAAGUCGCGAAGAGGGUCGUAUGAGCGAUGGCCGAAGUGGCGAACGGCGCGAAAUCCGAGUUGAGGAAUUACGCGAGCGUCGGGAGAUGCGAAUCGCUGCUGCCGCGGCCGCAGCUGCAGCCGCCGAUGAGGCUACUAAUAGAGACCAACGUCGAGAAAUAAGGAUGGAGGAGCAGAGAAGCAGGCACAUUCGCAUGACAGAACAAGAUAUGGGCUAUGUCGACGUUGAACUUAUGGAGCAGCAAAUGGCGCAAGAACAUGUGCAGAGGUCUUCCUCUGGUAGAGAGAAGCGGCACAAAAGAUCGCACAAACACGACAGAAUUAGGGAAAGAGAUAGAGAGAGGGAGAAAUUGGAAAAAGAAAUAGCACAUCGCGAGAAACACGCGAGAGAACAGCACCAAGCGAUGGAAGUAAGUGUAUACGAAGAACUAGAACGUAUGGAAGCGAUCGCAGCAGAACAGCACAUGGCCUCGAAUAAGGAUCCACGCGAGAUGACUGAACAGGAGUUACGUCGUCAGAAACUGCUUGACGCAGAACGUGAGAUGGCCCGCAGAAAGGAGAACUCGCGCAUCGAGCUUGAAGCGCGACGAAUGAAGCGAGGCGAGAAACGCCAUCACAGUCCAGAAAUAAUGCCACCUGAGCACGCAAUUGUCGAACUAUCGGACGAGAGUGUUCGGGUCACAAAUAUUCCCUCGGAUGAUGCAAGCGAACCUAAGAGUAACAGGUCUAGAUUAUCAGACGAGGAGAUGAGAGAUGCGACGAGAGAGCAAUCGCCCGAUAAUGAAUCAACAGAUUCGAGUGACAGCAGUAGUGAUGACGAUGAUGAUGAUGAUGACGACGAUGACUCAAACGACUCUAAUAAAGACUCGAACGACGACUCAAACAACUCUGAUUACAAUAAUCCCAGUCCACUGUCAGUAGAUCAGUUGGCUAAGUCGGACAGGUCUGAAAGGUCAGACUCGCCUGGCCAUGUGGAUACAAAUGGUUCUGCUAAGCCUACUAAUGAAACAAAAAAAGAUGUAAUAGAUAUAGGCCUUGAUCUACCACCGUAUUUCCCAGCCAUUCAAGGUUGCAGAAGUGUCGAGGAAUAUAAAUGCUUGAAUCGCAUAGCAGAAGGUACUUACGGCGUGGUUUACAGAGCCGAGGACAGACGUACCAAAGAAAUAGUGGCCCUUAAGCGCCUUAAAAUGGAGAAAGAGAAGGACGGAUUCCCUAUCACAAGUUUGCGCGAGAUCAACACUUUGCUUAAAGCCCAGCAUCCAAACAUCGUGACAGUGCGAGAAAUCGUCGUCGGCAGCAAUAUGGACAAAAUAUUUAUCGUGAUGGACUACGUAGAGCAUGACUUAAAGUCUCUCAUGGAGACAAUGAAAUCAAAGAACCAAGUGUUCAUACCCGGCGAAAUUAAAUGUUUGAUGCAGCAGCUAUUACGAGCCGUAGCGCAUCUGCAUGACAACUGGAUCCUGCACAGGGAUCUCAAAACGUCGAAUCUGCUACUUAGUCACCGAGGAAUUCUCAAAGUAGGUGAUUUUGGUUUGGCUAGGGAGUACGGCUCGCCGCUCAAACAGUAUACGUCCGUUGUCGUGACGCUGUGGUAUCGAGCGCCUGAACUUUUACUUGGUAUGAAGGAGUAUAGCACUCCCAUCGAUAUGUGGUCAGUUGGAUGCAUUUUUGCGGAAUUAUUGAGGAUGGAAGCACUUUUCCCAGGAAAAUCAGAAAUCGAUUAUCUCAACAGGGUAUUUAAAGAACUGGGAACGCCUAGUGAUAGAAUAUGGCCUGGUUACAGUAAACUGCCGUUGGUCAAGAAAAUACCAUUCGCGCACUAUCCUGUAAAUAAUAUUAGACAACGAUUUAGUUUAUCUUUAUCGGAUGCGGGAAUUGAAUUGUUAGCCAAGUUUUUAACUUACGACCCAGCCCAGAGAAUAACAGCGGAUGACGCCCUAAAACACACUUACUUCACGGAGUCCCCGCUACCGAUCGAUCCGGCCAUGUUUCCCACGUGGCCAGCAAAGUCGGAAUUCGGCGCGCGUACACUAAAUGCCUCGCCAAAACCUCCAAGCGGAGGUAAAGAGUUUAAGCAGCUUGGUGAAAAUGACGACGAGGACAGUGCCUCGGGUUUCCACAUGGGAUCAAGAGAAGCAAGCAGACAGCUGCCAGUGGGUGGCGGCUUUCACCUCAAAUUUUAAAAACAAGUUGUUAUAAGACUGUACAGAUUAAUAAUAAUAAUAAUAAUACUUUAUUUACUGUAUAUA
Molecule: messenger RNA, 2971 nt
Organism: Nasonia vitripennis (jewel wasp)
Lineage: Eukaryota; Metazoa; Arthropoda; Insecta; Hymenoptera; Pteromalidae
Gene: Pitslre
Product: cyclin-dependent kinase 11B
Exons: 7
Coding region: 161-2905 (914 amino acids)
Biological process (GO): protein phosphorylation; regulation of mitotic cell cycle
Cellular component (GO): nucleus
Molecular function (GO): cyclin-dependent protein serine/threonine kinase activity; ATP binding
Source: RefSeq, a predicted model, not a curated record